AUGGAUUCGAAGAGUUCAAAUGAUCAAGAUCAUUUCGUUGAUCUCGAAAGCGGAGCAAGUGAAAGUGACGACGCUGUGGACUCCUUGGACAACUCAUCGAGCUCUAUCGAGAGAAGUUUGAUAAAGAAGCUCGGGGUUGAGAGUUCGAGGGAGAAAAGCCAAAGAAAGCCUUCAAAGCCACCACGGCCUCCUAAAUCGACACUUCCAGUUGUUAUCGAUCAGAAAUUGGUUAAGGAAAUAUCGGAGCGUGCUAUGUUGAAAAGGGCAAAAUUUGCGAGGAUGAAAGCAUCCAGGAAGAAGAAAAAUGGGAAGAAGUCAUCUUCUAACGGAUGCUUAUUUGCUCUGGUCAUCACUGUUUUAUUCUGCAUCAUCAUAGUUUGGCAAGAUUUAGGCCCUUAA
Asparagus officinalis (garden asparagus) is the source of this 399-nucleotide messenger RNA. RefSeq lists its product as uncharacterized. The transcript has 2 exons. The record is from RefSeq and is a predicted model, not a curated record. The coding region runs from base 1 to 399 and encodes 132 amino acids. NCBI's taxonomy places the organism in Eukaryota, Viridiplantae, Streptophyta, Magnoliopsida, Asparagales, Asparagaceae.